Paramecium octaurelia is the source of this 1682-nucleotide messenger RNA. The record is from the annotation of a GenBank genome assembly. NCBI's taxonomy places the organism in Eukaryota, Ciliophora, Oligohymenophorea, Peniculida, Parameciidae.
AUGAAUCAAAAAAUUUGGAUUAAGAUACCCAAGAAUAUUAACUUAAACAGCCACGAACAGAUGAAGUUCACCCUAAAAAAGUAGAAUCAUAAGCAAAGAGUCCUAUAUUGUUUUAAUCAAUAUAUAUUGUACGGAAAGGUGUGUAUAAAAUAUUUUAUGAAAGGUUGGAUGUGUCCCCAAAAAAUACCUAAAAUUAGAUUUCGAUGCAAAGUUUGAGAUACUCUACUCUUAGAAAAGUCGGAAUGGGGAUGAGGACUGCUUAAAUUAGAUAAUAGGCAUCUCCUUCAACUUAGAUCGUGAAAAUAGGAUAUUUAGUUAAAAGUUAGGAGGAGGGGAAAUGUAAAUCAAAGAGUUAAGAGAUUUUUUGAGAUCAAGGAUAAAUUAGUACAAAUUUCAUGACUACUUCAGAGUUUUGAAAAAAAUAGGAAAAGGCAAUUUUGCAUCAGUAUAAACGAUUAAUUAAUAAGGUUUAUUUUAUAGAAAGAAUUGAAGAUGGGGAAUAAUUCGCAGUCAAAGUAUUUUCAAAAUAAGUGGCUUAUGGUGAGGAGAAUGGAAAGGAGUCAAUCUUAAACGAAAUCAAAAUUAUGAGGGAGUUAAAUAGUGAGCAUUUAAUGAAAUUGAAUGAAGUGUUUGAAAGUGAAAAUUUCAUUUAUAUGGUGUUGGAAUUGCUAUCUGGAGGUUCAUUGUUUGAUUUGGUUGGACAGAAAAAGUUAUUUCAAUUGUAAGAAGUCUAACAGUUACUUGCAGGCCUCCUGUUGGGAUUAAAGGAUAUGCAUCAAAGAGGAAUUAUGCACAGAGACAUAAAAUUAGAAAAUAUUCUAUUCAAAUCUCAGAAGUAAAUUGAAGAAUUAUUUUUAUUAGUGAAUUACCCUCAGUAGUAUUAGCAGACUUUGGGUUGGCUACUCAUGUUAAUUAAAAUAAAUAUUUAUAUUAUAGAUGUGGAACUCCAGGUUAUGUGGCUCCAGAAGUAAUUAAUAACAAGGAUGGAAAAUUAAAAUACACAUCCAUUUGUGAUAUAUAUAGUCUGGGUCUAGUGUUUUACAUCUUGCUAUCUGGAAGACCUGCUUUUCCAGCUAAAACAUAUAGAAGAAUGAUCAAGCUAAACCGAGAGGCUGUGAUCGAUUUUUCCAUAAAAUAAUUUGAAAACUUACCAGAUGAUGCAAUGGAUCUGUUGAAAAAAAUGUUAGAAAAGGACCCUAAAUUGAGGAUAGAUGUUUCUGCUUGUUUAAAUCAUUCCUUCAUCAGUGAUGUUGCCAGAAAAAUGGAGGAUACUGAAAUAAAUGAAGAUAGCGAUAAUGAUUUGGGUUAAACUGAUGAGAGAUCAGAUGUUGGAAAAAGAAUCAAUUAGAUUAAUAAAAAGUACAGUCGAAGAAUAUUUUAGAUAUUUUGUAUUUGAAGCAAGUAAACAUGUGAACUCUCCAAACUUAUCAUCAGAUGAUUCAAAUGAAAAUAUCAUAUAGUCUGCUACAAAAAGACAAAAGGAGAUUGAUUCAACACUAUUGCUAUCUGGUCAAUCACCAUCAUUCAAUGCCAAAAUUGAAUCAAUUGGAAGUGUUCAUUCUAUUGAUAUUUACUCUCCAUAAUUAAGUCAUCAGUCAUCUCCGGCAGUUAAAUAGUCUAAAUUUGGUUUGAAUACAUAGAAAGGUAAAUAACCAGUUCUCAAACAUAUCACAAAAAAUUGA